Molecule: messenger RNA, 919 nt
Organism: Thermothielavioides terrestris NRRL 8126
Lineage: Eukaryota; Fungi; Ascomycota; Sordariomycetes; Sordariales; Chaetomiaceae
Exons: 3
Coding region: 281-766 (161 amino acids)
Biological process (GO): endoplasmic reticulum to Golgi vesicle-mediated transport
Cellular component (GO): TRAPP complex
Source: RefSeq, a predicted model, not a curated record
GUGAAUUAUUACCCUAACCCUCACUUCCAACCACCUGCUCAACUCUGGUGCCUGAAUUACGCAGGAGCGCGCCAACUAACGGAGGACUGUGGAGCGCUUCGUGGAAGCUGCGGGCUCAUCAACAACACCACGAGCCUCUAACAGCGACAUCACCGCUGCAAGCCUGCCGAACCGAUACACCCCGUCAGGCUCUCGACAUCCAUGCCGGUCAUUACGCUUGCGUUAUCCAUAUAGACUAUUCUCAUUCUGCCUGGUCAGCCAUGAUAUAACGGUCUUCACCAUGACUGUCUUCGCCCUCAUCAUCAUCAACAAGGCCGGCGGCCUGAUCUACAACCGCACUUUCCAUGAGGGCGGCCUGAACAAGAUUAGCACCAAUGACUACCUCGUCCUGGCGGGCACUUUCCACGGCGUCCACGCCAUCACGGCCCGCCUCAACCCCCUCAAGUCCGCGGCGGCCGCCGCCAAGCGGACGUCGACCACGUCCACGGCCGGCGGCAUGCCCGCGCGCCCGGAGCCGCCGUCCGGGCUGGAGGUGCUCGAGUCGGAGAACUUCCGGAUGCAGUGCUUCACGACGCUGACGGGCGUCAAGUUCCUGCUCUUCACCGACCCGACGCAGGCCAACGUGGACGCGACCAUGCGGCGCGUGUACGACAUGUACACCGACUACGUCAUGAAGAACCCCUUCUACCAGCUCGAGAUGCCCGUGCGGUGCGACAUGUUCGACCGGAAGCUGGGGUCGUACAUCCGCGAGAUCAAUAACAGGUAGGAACUGCCCUAGUUGGGAUGGCUGGGCUGGGGGCAGUGAGCGUGGGAAAGAUGUCAAGACGGGGUUUUCAAGACGGAGUUUUCAGGCGUUUUGUGGUAUCAUUACUUCGAGUAAGGGCGGCCAGGCCUUGGGGUUAUUCUCUGAAUGGGAGCA